GGUUAAGUUCUGAGGCUCACCUGGAAGGCGUCGUCAGCCUCCCGGCCCUCAGACAGAGGCGGAGUCAGACAGUCGACAGCAGCAUGGCGGUGAACUAAGCCUUCCUGUGGAUCCUGAGCCUCCAGCCCGAUCCAGCAGCCUCACCAUGAGCCUGUUCUGCAGACUUCACACACUCCGACUCUGCAGGUCUACAAAGUUCAGGACGGAAGCCCUGCACGCCUGCCGGGUCAUGUCCAGUCCAGCGUCUCGUUACAGCAGCCUUCCUCCAUCUACAGAGUUGUGUAUCUCUUACCAUCAUGGUCGUCCAGUGUUGUCCCUCCCUCUGCCGUCUCGGGGGGAGGAGUGCAGGUUCUCUAUACGGCCCAUGCUGAUGUCGGUGGGAGACCUGCUGCAGGACAUCCGGGCCGAGGACCCCGGGGUGCUGACUGCUGCUUUACUUAACGACGAUGGACAGAGACUGUGUUCCACCACCUCCAUGGACACUGUGUUGAAUAAACACUUCCAGCUGCUGAUUAAUGACACCAUCUACCAUGUCAAGACCCCUGGACGAGAGUCUCAUGAACACGCCACCAGUCUGGAUGAUAUGAAGUUGGUGGUUCAGCUCCUCCAUUCGGCUUUGAACCUCCCACAACACCAGCUGCUGACACACACACACCUGCUGCAGAGACUGGACCACCUGCAGCAGGAGCUGGCCCCUCUGGAGGAGAUGCGGGCACAGAUUGCAGAGGAGGCGGAGUCUAGAGCCUCCAUGUUGGGUUGGGCGGGGCUUGCCUACCUGUCGCUGCAGGGCGGCUUCCUGGCGUAUCUCACCUGGUACGUGUUUGCCUGGGACGUGAUGGAGCCUGUGACGUAUUUCAUCUCCUGCACCACCAGUAUGAUCUUCUUCGGCUACUACAUGCUCACCAAGCAGGACUGUGUGUAUCCUCAUGUCAAGGAUCGUCAGUUCCUUCAUAUCUUCCACAAGAAAGCGUCUAAACACAGAUUUAACAUCCACCGAUACAACACACUGAAAGACCAGCUGGCUGAGGUGGAAAGUGAUCUAAAGAGACUCAGGAGUCCCAUCCAACUUCAGCUCCCUGUGGACCAGAUUAAGACCUGAACACACACACACACACACACAAAUGCACACACAGACGCAAACACACACACACGAACAGACAUGCACACACACAGAUGCACAAACAACAACACACACAAAAAUACGCACACAAACACCAAUACAUAAAUGCACACACACACUCCUAUGCUAUGUAAACGUAAAAUUUUUUCUUGUGUUGUCAUGUCAUUC
Lampris incognitus (smalleye Pacific opah) is the source of this 1288-nucleotide messenger RNA. Its product is annotated as calcium uniporter protein, mitochondrial-like. Gene Ontology annotation, cellular component: uniplex complex; mitochondrial inner membrane. The coding region runs from base 146 to 1099 and encodes 317 amino acids. Gene Ontology annotation, molecular function: calcium channel inhibitor activity. The record is from RefSeq and is a predicted model, not a curated record. The transcript has 9 exons. Lineage: Eukaryota; Metazoa; Chordata; Actinopteri; Lampriformes; Lampridae. Gene Ontology annotation, biological process: mitochondrial calcium ion homeostasis; calcium import into the mitochondrion.